Messenger RNA from Xiphophorus maculatus (southern platyfish), 3497 nucleotides. It is a transcript of the gene neto2, whose product is annotated as neuropilin and tolloid like 2. The transcript has 10 exons. The coding region runs from base 511 to 2403 and encodes 630 amino acids. The record is from RefSeq and is a predicted model, not a curated record. NCBI's taxonomy places the organism in Eukaryota, Metazoa, Chordata, Actinopteri, Cyprinodontiformes, Poeciliidae. Gene Ontology annotation, molecular function: protein binding.
AAGCCCUGUGCGGAGUUGCACCUUGACGACGCCGCUGACAGGCAGCCGCUCACUGAUGUAAGCAGCAGCGCGGCUUAAAUGAGCUUCGUUCAGGAGGAGCGUUUCUUAGUUCUGACGCGGACUGAGCCCAGAAAGCGCCUCUCCUCCCGCUCCUGCUCUGUGUUUUUCUCUCUCUCUCCUCCCUCCCUCCUUUGUCUCCAUUAUCACUCUAUCCGCGUGCGCAUUUUUGGAUAGCAUCCUAUCCGCGCGCAUCGUCCCUGCCUCCUCGUCUCUCGUUGCCCGUCUUCGAUGCGCUCCAGCCGAAAGCGGACCGGACUGCGUGAGGUGAGGAUGCCCGGCUGAGGUUCGGAGCGGAGCGGUUCGGAUUUCCAGCUGCCAGUUGCGGGCGCGCUUCUCUGUGAUGGAUUUACUGUUGCUGGAAAGUUGGAUGUUCGUGACCCGGUUUACAAUGCCCAGAUCAGGGGGAGAUUUUUGAGAAGAGGGCGCUUUGGAAUUGCACCGGGAGGAGAGAUGCACAGAGCGUGGAUUCUCUUCUUUCUGAUAGAAGAGGGCUUUGCACUGGCACAGAGAACUAAAGACUCCCCAGGCGACCCCGGCGGCCAGAGCCCCGGCCAAAACGACUGCGGCACGUGGGUCCGCAACAUCAACGGCGGGGUGUUCAUGUCACCGAACUACCCCAACACCUACCCACCCAACAAGGAGUGUGUUUACAUCCUGGAAGCUCUCCCCAGACAGAGGAUCCAGCUGGCUUUCGAUAAGAACUACUACAUCGAGCCGUCGUUCCAAUGUCGCUUCGACCACAUCGAGAUCCGCGACGGGCCGUUCGGCUUCUCCCCGAUCAUCGACCGCUUCUGCGGAGGGAAGAACCCGGGCCUCGUCACCUCCACCGGCCGCUUCAUGUGGAUCAAGUUCACCAGCGACGAGGAGCUGGAGGGCCUCGGCUUCCGCAUUCAGUACACCUUUGUUGCCGACCCAGACUUCCAUCUGCACGUGGGCGGACUGCUGAACCCCAUCCCAGACUGUCAGUUUGAGAUCGGCGGCUGGGACGGGAUUAUUCGCUCCAGUCAGGUGGAGGAGGAGGAGCGGGUAAAGCCUGGUGAUGCUCUGGACUGCAUCUGGACCAUCAGGGCGCCGCCCCAGUCCAAGAUUUACCUGCGCUUCAUGGAUUACCAGAUGGAACACUCAAACGAGUGCAAGAAGAACUUUGUGGCCGUGUACGACGGCAGCAGCGCCAUCGAGAACCUCAAGGCCAAGUUCUGCAGCACCGUGGCCAACGACCUGAUGCUGGACAACGGCGUGGGAGUCAUACGGAUGUGGGCCGACGAGAAGAGCAGGCUGAGCCGCUUCCGCAUGCUGUUCACCUCCUACAUCGACCCUCCCUGUACGGCCAAUACGUUCUUCUGCCACAGCAACAUGUGCAUCAACAACACCCUGGUGUGCAACGGGAUCCAGAACUGUGUCUAUCCAUGGGAUGAAAACCACUGCAAAGAGAAGCGUUCCAAGGGGCUUUUCCAUCAGAUUACCAAGACCCACGGCACCGUUAUCGGAGUUUCCUCAGGCAUAGUUCUUGUUCUUCUUAUUAUUUCCAUUUUGGUCCAAAUGAAGCAGCCCAGAAAAAAGGUGGUGGCUCGGCGACCUGGUGUCUUCAACAAGGCUGGAUUCCAGGAGGUCUUCGACCCGCCCCACUACGAGCUCUUCUCUCUCCGCGACAAGGAGAUGUCCUCAGACCUUGGCGAUCUUUCCGAGGAGUUGGACAGCUUCCACAAGGUGCGUCGCUCCUCCACCAUGUCGCGCUGUGUCCACGAGCACCACUGUGGCUCCCAGGGCUCCGUAGCCACCGGAGGCGGCGGCGGUGGCGGAGGGAGCAUGAAGCACAGCAGAACUACGCUGAGCUCCAUGGAACUGUCCUACCACAACGACUUCUCCAAGCCCCCUCCCAUGAAGACCUUCAACUCCACGUCCACCUACAAGAAGAGCUGCUACGGCUACAAGCAGCACUCACAGACUCAUGACUGCGACCAGCAGGUCAUUGAGGACCGCGUCACCGAGGAGAUUCCAUGCGAGAUUUACGGCCGUGGCGCAGUGGGACUAGUCGGAGGAGCGACCGUCGGAGGAGCAAUGGGAGGAUCGAUGGGAGGAGCGAUGGGCGGGGCGAUGGGAGGAGCGAUGGGAGGAGGCGGCCCAUCGGGAAUUGCUGGAGGAGGGAUUACAGGCGGAGUGUCCAUGGCUGGCGGGAUGGGCAUGGUAAGCGGAGUGAGCAUGGCCGGGCCCAGUGGGAUAGCUGGAGGUAUUGGCGCCGGGAUGGCGGGCGCCUGCGGAACCCUCAGUGUUCGGGGGACCAGCGCUCGCAACAGUACCACCAUAGUUGACCCACAGCAGCGCUCCAUAUCCAUGGACUUCUAGAUCCCGAAGGCUAAACGGGAAACACAGACCUUGCAUUUCCUUUAUGGAAUAAAAAGUUACAGAAGGUCGAAAGCCCCACAUAAACAGACCAACCCCUGCUUCCUCCCACUCCUCUCGUCUAUAGGUAACUUUUUGUUGGGUUCUUUUUUUUUUUUUUGAGUUAAUACACAAGGACCUCUCAAAUUCACAUGGAGCCUUUGGAAGAAUGGAAGCUAUUAGAGCAACAAAAUGGACCAAACUACUCAUUUUUUGAUACUGAUGGACCUCCAGUGAAGACAACAUAAAGACAUUCUGCCUCUUCACUUGUCUUUCACUUAAUCUCUACUUCCACCUGAAACUUGUUGGAAAAUGUCCUCGCAUGCAGAGCCAGACUUCUCUCCAUUGGGUUUCUUGGUGACUCCAACGGGACAGAAGGGGACUGUGAGACAUGCUACAGGCAGACAGUUACAUUUAUUCACCUGCCAGGCACAAAUAUAUAUGAUCUAUAGUGCAUCUUCUAAUAAUUUAUAUCCUUUUGAUUUAUCUUGUUGGUCAAUGUACUGUACUGUUGAAACCAGAAUAUAUCCAGCCUCAUGGUGUUGCUUGGCUUUUUACUCUUUCGUUUGUUAAAAUUGUUGCUGCCCUGAUUUCAUAGAGGUGGAUUAUCAGUGGCACAAAUCUGAUCAAUGAAAUAAAACGAUUGCAAUGUUAUGUCAAUAUAAUAAUGAUGUAGUUUCCAUGGUUACCUCACAGGGGAUACCCAUCACUCUCCUCAGGGUGAGCACAUGAAGAGACUGUCCUGUUUGGGUAAGAAAUGUAGAAACAGAGAUUAUUUGAGGUGUGUGAAGUUUGUGAACAAUGAUUUAUGGAACAUGAAGCUCUUAGCUGGGAGAAUCCGAGUCAAAAUAAGCAACAUUCCCGAACCCUGCAUUUCUAAUGGGGUGGGGGGAUAUAUAUUUUUUCUCUCUUUCUCCACGACCCGAUUGUGUAAAACAAGCACAAGCCUUCUCCCUGAGUGACACAUGUAGCCUGUAUUAGACUCAUUUAUGUUUUUUAACCACUUGUUGUAUAAUUUCAUUCUGUUGAAUUAAACGAGAGCUUACUCACAUCCUCGA